CUUUUUCUUUUCUUUGGUCAAAGAAGCACAGCUUCUCAUAUUAGGCCCUCAGUUCCAAUCAGAAAAUCAGAGUGUUUCAAAUCUGGCUUUAGGCUACUCAUCGCUGGUUGACCAGCUUCGAUCUUGUGUUUAUCAAUAAAUGGCUGCUGCUGCUGAUUCUUCUUCUUCUUCUCGCAUUCGUGGCAAAUAUCAUGUCUUCUUGAGUUUCAGAGGGUUAGAUACUCGCAAGACCUUUGUUGGCCAUCUUUACAAUGCUCUACAACGGAAAUCACUCACUACUUUCAUAGAUACUGAAGAGCUUGGAAAAGGGGACGUUCUCGGGGUGCUACUGAAAGCUAUUGAUGCGUCAAAGCUUUCCAUUGUAGUUUUAUCUAAGAACUUUGCCUAUUCCAAAUGGUGCUUGAUGGAACUCGAAAAAAUCGUGGAAUGCAUGCAAACAAAGAAGCAUAUAAUGGUUCCGAUUUUCUACCAAGUAGAUCCGGCUGAUGUUCGUUAUGUGAGGGGAAGUUUUAAGGAAGCGUUUGAACAACAUGAACACAAGUCCAGGGGGACCACUGAAGAACGGGAGCGGUGGAAGUCUGCUCUAAAUACAGCCGGCAAUAUUAUUGGCUGGGAUUCCUGCAAAUACGAGGAUGAUGUCAAGCUUAUUGAUGACGUUGUUACAGAUAUUUCAACACAGUUGAGCAACAUCAGGGAAAGUAAAUCUGAUAAUGACUUGAUUGGAAUGGAUUCCCACAUGAGCGAAAUGAAGCAUCUAUUACGUUCUUAUCAGUUUGAUGAUGUCUGUGUCGUUGGAAUAUGGGGUAUGGGUGGUAUAGGGAAGACAACCAUCGCUAGAGCUGUUUAUGCGGAAAUGUGCGGAGACUUUGAUCACCAUUGCUUUCUUCAUAAUGUCAAGGAAGAUUUCAAGAGAAAAGGUGAAGCAGGAAUGCAGGAAGAACUUCUAUACAGAAUCUUGAGGGAAAAUGGGCAGCACUUAAGUUCCAAAAUGAUAAUGGAAAGGCUUAGUGGGACAAAACUUUUUCUUGUUCUCGAUGAUGUGGACAAUUCUGAUCAAAUUGAUGCCCUACUUGGAAAACAAUGUUCAUUUGGUCGUGGGAGUAGAGUCAUUAUAACGACCAGAGACAGGAGCCUACUUAGAGAAUUUGAUAAUGUAUACGAACCCGGCUGUUUAGAUGAUAAUCAAGCUCUUGAACUCUUUAAGAAGUAUGCCUUCAGAACAAGUGAACCCUCGACAGAGGAUGAUCAUCUCUCACAGACCUCAACAGAGGACGAUCUUCGCUCACAGCCUUCAACAGAGUACGAUGAGCUCUUAGAUCAUGCCAUAAAAUAUGCUCAAGGUCUGCCUUUAGCACUUAAAGUCUUGGGAGCUUCUCUUUAUAAGAAAAGUGUACAUGAGUGGGAAGUUGAGCUUGAAAAAAUAAAGAAAUGCCAGCACCUGGGAAUUGAGGGUGUGCUAAGGACAACCUUUGAAGGACUAGAUCAUCUACAGAAAACAGUACUACUAGAUAUUGCAUGUUUCUUUAAAGGAAUGAAGAAAAAAUAUGCAAUAGAAAUUCUGGAUGCUUGCGGCUUCUUUCCUGUAAGUGUAUUAUCAGUUCUUGCUGAUAGAGCUCUUGUAACUAGCACUGGAUUCUAUGUGGUGCUGGCAAUGCAUGAUUUACUGUUGGACAUGGCUUUGGGAAUUGUCCGUCGAGAGUCAAGCCUCAGUAGGUUGUCGAGUUCUGAUGAAAUUGAGGAGGCGUUGACUCAAAAUACGGAUACGGUAGCAGUUGAAAGUAUAGACCUCGACUUGUAUCACUCAAAACGCAUAUGCAUAAAUGCCAAAGUUUUUGCUCGCAUGACGAAACUAAGACUGCUCAGAAUCCGAUAUAACCGCUCCAUAGACUUUGUUGAUGAUUAUUAUGGUUCACGGGGGGAAUUAUACCAUCUAAUUGAUGACUGUAAACAAGAAGUGAGUGGCGAGUUAAAGUUUCUUUCUAAUGAGUUGAGGUGUCUCAUCUGGCAUGGAUGCCCCCUGAAAUCUUUGCCACCCAAGUUUCAGCCAAAGCAUCUUGUCGACCUUGACAUGCGUUCCAGCCACAUCAAACAACUUUGGAAAGGAACCAAGCUUCUGAAAAAGUUGAAAUACAUCAAUUUAAGUCUCUCUCUAUACCUUAAGGAGACCCCUGACUUAACCGAGGCGAUAAAACUUGAGAAAGUAAACCUUGAAGGCUGUGUAAGCUUAUUGAAGGUUCACCCAUCCAUAUCUGAUCUUAAAAGCCUCGUUUUCUUGAGUCUAAAAGGAUGCAAAGAUCUUAAGGUUCUUCCCAGCAGUUUCCGUAUGAAGUCUCUUAAGAUCCUUGAGCUUUCUGGCUGCUCAAAUCUUGAGAACUUUCCUGAGAUUUCAGAAGUUAUGGAAGGGAUACCACGGCUUUGUUUAGACAAGACUGCAAUUAAAGGACUGCCCUUAUCAAUCAGCAAUCUUAAGGGGCUUGUCACUUUGAGCCUAAAAGAUUGUAGAGAACUUAAGAGUCUCCCAAAAAGCAUUUGUCAACUCAAGUCACUUAAAUAUGUUACUCUCUCUGGAUGUUCCAAGUUUGAGGUGUUUCCACAAAUUGUCAGAGCAGAAGAAAUGGAAGGAUUAAUAGAGCUUCAUUUGGAUGGAACAUCUGUCAAAGAGUUUUCGAUUUCAGCUCUUAAAGAACUUGAGGUCUUGAGUCUAAGAGAUUGCAAAGAGCUUAACACUCUUCCAAGUAGCAUUCAUAUGAAAUCUCUUCACACGCUAUUUCUUUCUGGAUGCUCAAACCUACAAAAGUUUCCAGAGAUUUCAGAAGAAAUGGGGAGACUAUCAGAGCUUAAUUUAGAUGAUACUGCAAUUAAAGAACUGCCCCCUUCUAUUGAAAAUCUUUCCCGUCUCAAAUCUUUGAGCCUUAAAGAUUGUGGAGAACUUAAGAGUCUUCCGAGCAGCAUUUUUCAACUUAAGUACCUCAAUACGAUUACUGUCUCUGGAUGUCCAAAGUUUGAGGUGUUUCCAAAAAUUGAAGAGGAUUUGGAAAGACUAGGAAAACUUGUUACAUUGAGGCUAGAAGAUUGCAGAGAACUUAGGAGCCUGCCGAGCAGCAUUUGUCAACUCAAGUCCCUUAGAUUUUUUGCUCUCUCUGGUUGUUCGAAGUUUGAUGUGUUUCCGAAAGUUUUAGAAGAUAUGGAAGAACUAAGAGAGCUUCAUUUGGAUGGAACGUCUAUCAAAGACCUUUCCCCAUCAAUUGAACGACUGAAGAGGCUUAUGUUCUUAAACAUGAGAAACUGCAGAAGCCUUGAAUUUCUUCCAGACAGUGUCUGUAAUUUGUCAUCCCUUACAGGUCUCACUCUCUCAGGGUGCUCGAAUCUCCAUAACUUGCCCAAUAACUUGGGGAAGUUAAAAUCCUUGGUGGAUCUUGAAGUACAGGGAAGUGGUAUAGAGCAACCCUUCUCUCCCCCAUCAUCAUCAACCUAUUGCUUGGUUGGAAUGGAUCGCCACAUAAAUGAAAUGCAAUUGCUAUUAUGUCCUGCUCAGGUGGAUGAUGUUCACAUUGUUGGGAUAUGUGGAAUUGGUGGCAGUGGCAAGACAACCAUUGCUACAGCUGUUUAUGAUAAAAUUGCUCCUCAAUUUGAAUACCGUUGCUUUCUUGAGAAUGUCAGCGAAGGUUUUACAAAGCAUGGCGCAGUAUAUAUGCAAGAAAAGCUUCGGUCUAGAAUCUUACAGGAAAAGGUACAGAGUUUGGGCAUUUUGAAUAGAGGUUCCAAUGUGAUAAUGGAAAGGCUAGCUAAGACAAAAGUUCUGCUCGUUCUUGAUGAUGUAGAUGAUAUAAAUCAGAUUGAAACCCUAGUUGGAAAGCCAGAUUCAUUUGGUGGUGGUAGUAGAAUCAUUGUGACAACUAGAGAGGAGCAAAUAAUGAGUGGAUUUAAGAUGUAUUCUCCCAAGCUAUUAGAUGAUGAAGCUCUUGAACUCUUCAGGCAUUUUGCCUUCAGAACAAUCAAACCCUCGAAAAAGUUCGAACGUCUCUCACGGCGUGCUAUUGAAUAUGUUCAAGGUCUACCUUUAGCUCUUAAAGUCUGGGGAGGUUCUCUUUAUCAGAAAAAUGCACGCGAGUGGAAAGAUGCCUUGAAGGAGGGGCGCACAGUACAUUGGGUGUUUACAACAAGCUUUUAUGACCUACAUUCCUCGGCGAGGGACAUACUUCUAGAUGUUGCAUGGUUCUUUAAAGGAAUGAAAAAAGAGUAUGCAACCAAAAUUCUGCACAGUUGUGGCUUCUUUCCUUAUAGUGCAUUAAGAGUUCUAGUUGAUAGAUCUCUCAUAGCCAUCUCAGAUAGGGACGCGACUCUCAAGAUACAUGAUGAACUACAGGAAAUUGUUCGGGACUUCGUUCGCCAUGAAGAUGAACAUAAUCCUGGGAACCGCAGUAGAUUAGAGGGUUACCAAGGAAUUAGGUGUUUGUCAACUCAAGAUCAGGUUACUGAAGCAGUUGAAGUUAUAACCCUUAAUUUGUCGAACUCAACAGAGGCGUACUUCAAUGCUGAGGCUUUUGUUACAAUGAAGAAACUAAGACUGCUCCAAAUUUAUGAUAACGGCUCCAUUAACUGUAAACAACAUGUGAUUGGAGACUUGGAGUUCAUUUCUCAUGAGUUGAGGUGUCUCAUCUGGCAUAGAUACCCCCUAAAGUCUUUGCCAUCCGAGUUUCACCCUCAGAAUCUUUUCGACCUUGACAUGCAUUUUAGUAGCCUUGAACAACUUUGGGAAGGAACCAAGCCUUUGAAAAACUUGACAUUCAUCGAUUUAAGUCACUCUCCACAUCUCAAGAAGACCCCUGACUUGACUAAGGCUACAAAACUUGAGAAGCUAAUUCUUGAUGGUUGUUCAAGUUUAUUCGAGGUGCACCCAUCCAUUUGGGAUCAUAAAAACCUUGUCUUAUUAAGUCUCAAAGGUUGCACAGAACUUAAGGUUCUUCCGGCCAGCAUCCAUAUGAAUUCUCUUAAGACCCUCAACCUUUCUGGCUGCUUAAAUCUUGAGAAGCUUCCCGAGAUUGCAGAAGUUAUGAUGGAGCUAUCAGAGCUUGGUUUGGAUGAGACUGCAAUUAAAGACCUUCCCUCAUCAAUUGAAAGGCUUCAGGGGCUUAAUGUAUUAAGUAUGAGAAACUGCACUAGCCUUGUUUCUCUUCCGGACAGCCUCUGUAGUUUGGCACACCUUACAUUUCUCAAUCUGUCUGGCUGCUCAAAACUUACUGACUUUCCUGACAGCUUGAGGAAUAUGCAAGCAUUGACAAUCAGUGGUAUAGAACAACUCCCACCCGCGAUGAGAAGCAAAAGAACAGAGAGGGAGGGAGUCAUUGGAGUCUCGGGGGAGGGAAGUUCAUCAGAGUCUGGGGAAGGAAGAGUCUACAACUGCACAUUGUCGCCGGUGCCAAAGCAACAUAGUGAGAGAAAAGAAGAGAGAGACGAUGGAGGUGGCAGUGCAAAGGGAGGAUUGCUUGGCAGGAGGAGGGAAGUCGGGGGCCUUUUGCAGCUUCUUGAGUUGCCCGGGGGAACUAUGUCUCUGAGAACGAUAGAAGGAGAGAGAUUAAUUAGGCCCAGAGACGGGUCUCUAAUAACCAUGUCCCCGCCUGUUCCCUCCACUCUUGUUCCAGGACGACAUUCUGCGUUCUUCAAUUCGUAUUGCAACCGCUGAAACCCAUCAUCCCGACCCCCAAUCUCUGAGAGUGGAAAUGAAAUUGUAGAUCUCUAUCUUGAUGGAGAAAGGAACUUGGCUGAUACGACUUUGCACUGUUUUGAAAAAUUUUAGGUGUACAAUUAUGUUGGUACUGGUAACAUUUCUGGGUUGGUGUUGUAAGCUCGACUAUGGCUUUGGUAAAAAAAUGCAUAUAAAGGAAGUUGAUGUAAUAUUGGAGUGAGUCAGACUAUUGGAGCCAGUGCUACUGAAGUACUUGGGUUUUUGAUGUAUUAAAGUUCGAUAGAAUAGAAGUUCCGUUGUUGGAUAUUUGAACUUAUUCUAUUGUAACACUAAAAUAAGUAUUUUAAUAAUGGGAUUGAGAUUAGUGUUUUUAUUUGAACAA
Molecule: messenger RNA, 6068 nt
Organism: Rosa rugosa (rugosa rose)
Lineage: Eukaryota; Viridiplantae; Streptophyta; Magnoliopsida; Rosales; Rosaceae
Product: disease resistance protein RUN1-like
Exons: 10
Coding region: 140-5683 (1847 amino acids)
Biological process (GO): defense response; signal transduction
Molecular function (GO): protein binding; ADP binding; ATP hydrolysis activity
Source: RefSeq, a predicted model, not a curated record